Messenger RNA from Etheostoma spectabile (orangethroat darter), 1912 nucleotides. RefSeq lists its product as uncharacterized. The transcript is spliced from 3 exons. The record is from RefSeq and is a predicted model, not a curated record. The coding region runs from base 161 to 1507 and encodes 448 amino acids. Lineage: Eukaryota; Metazoa; Chordata; Actinopteri; Perciformes; Percidae.
ACAGAAUUCUGCUCUCACAGAUCAACACAGAUCAGCAUUCAAAACACAUUGCAGCACCUGUGGUUUAUCCUAGGAGACUUGUUUUUUUCACCAAUAAAUAUUUUUGCGACAGAAGACCAUUCAUUUGUAACUGGUCUGUGAUUUUUCUCUGACAGUCAAAAUGGAUGAAAGAGGAGAUGGGGAACACAACGGUAGAAAUCGCAGAGAGCUUCACCUGCAUUUAUUUCCAAGAGGAGAACGGCCACCAGCCGAUCAACGUCAUGCUGGAGUUAUUGCCUGGAUGGAAUUUCUCUUUAAUCAUGAACAAGAGGAGCCCAACUUUGCUGUGUUACUAGACUUGCUGAACCAAAAUGGCGCUGACGAUAAUGAUAACAAUGAAAACCAGGGUGAUGAAAACCAGGACAAUGAAAACUAUGAAAUCAAUGAAAACCAGGAUAACAAUGAAAACCAGGACAACGAUGAAAACCAGGACAACGAUGAAAACCAGGACAACGAUGAAAACCAGGAUAACGAUGAAAACCAGGAUAACGAUGAAAACCAGGACAACGAUGAAAACCAGGACAACAAUGGAAACCAGGAUAACAAUGAAAACCAGGACAACAAUGAAAACCAGGAUAACAAUGAAAACCAGGACAACGAUGAAAACCAGGACAACGAUGAAAACCAGGAUAACGAUGAAAACCAGGACAACGAAAACCAGGACAACAACAAAAACCAGGACAACGAAGAAAACCAGGACAACGAAAACCAGGACAACAAUGAAAACCAGUACAACAAUGAAAACCAGUACAACAAUGAAAACCAGUACAACGAUGAAAACCAGAAUAACAAUGAAAACCAUGACAACGAUGAAAACCAUGACAGCAAUGAAAACCAGAAUAACAAUGAAAACCAUGGCAACAAUGAAAACCAGGACAACGAUGAAAACCAGGACAAUGACGAAAACCAUGACAACAACGAUUACAUUGUCAACAAUGAUAACAAUGGCAAACAUGACAACGUUGGCGCCAUCCACAACGACAAUGUUAAUAACAAUAAGGAAAAUGCAGAAGAUGCUGGUGCUAGUGCUUGGGUUGAGGUUGGAGUCAACCAGGGUGUAGAAGAUGACAACCCCCUGCCUGGAGGAUCCAAGAGAAGGUCAAGAGAGGAGGAUGAACAGGACAUUGAGAGAAGCAGCAAAAAAUACAGAUGGUGGGAUGAGUUUGCUGAAAGCAGCACUGACAGCACCGACUGUUACAAUUUUAACAAGAAAACUGUAAACAGUCCAGUCAAACAUACUAAGGUUGUUGAAGAAGACCCUCUGCCUGGUCCAUCCAGGAAAAGGACAAGAAAGAGUGAUAGAGUUGAAAAUGACAGAAGCAGCAAAAAAUCAAGACACUGUGACACAGUUAUCGUCACAACUGGCAACAAUCUUGCUUACUUUAGUGGCAAUAUGGACAUGGCUAAAGAUGCAGGUGCUGCGGAAGAGACUGACGAGGAGGAGGAGGAGAAGCAGCUGGAUGAGUAGGAACCACUGCCAGGAGAAUCUAGCAAGAGGUCGAGGUAGGACAAUGAGGAAGAGGAUGUGACAGGCAGCAAACAAUUCAAAUGUUAAAACGAGAUACCAGCGAUGAAGACUGACGCCGGCAAUGAGAUUAGAUUAUUAGAUACAAUUUGACUUUUUUUAACCCUACUUUACUCCACUAUGUUAGCCAAUAGACCUUUUUCACAGCAGACAUUUUGACUUGCAAGCACAGCUGAAAUUGAUAACCUUAACAAUGGGCUCAAUUCCAUCAAGAGUCCCAGUAAGCUAUUUCAGUGAGUCAUACACCUGUGCUUUUCCUUCUAUGACAACUAUGUCACCAUAUCUGCCGUGAAAAAGGUCAAUUUCUCCUUUCUUUAUGAUGUUGUCUUACCCAUUGAAAUGCUCACU